AUGGUUGUCGCGGCCCACCUCGUCGCGCCGCAUUGUAAUCUACUGUCCAUACCUCAAGCACUCAUCAGCAUUGCAACAACAGAUGCUUAUGCAAUGUUCUUCCGUCCAUCACCCUGCCCUGUUGCGAGCUCUCCAGUCACCUUCUCGUGGAUCCAAUCUUUGCUUUUUUACUUGGGAAUUCAUGACACGUCCACUCAGCACGCGCCGGUUAGGGAUGACAACAUCCUCUGGAAGCCAUUCCUCGGCGAAGUUGUGUGUCUGUGGGUUGUUCGCCGUGCUGACAGUCCCUUAACAGAACCUGAUGAAGACAAGAUGGGAGUGGCGUUCCCCUCUCAACAUCGUGUCUCGAUCUGCAUCCUACAUUGCCUUUCCGGUAGACAGUUCCUAGCCGGUCUACCAGGCUCUACGCGGCCUACCGAUCAACCAAAUCUCAACAGCGAUUCACAUCUGAUCUAUCACAUGAUCAAGGAGCUUUCCAGUGUCGAGGGCAUGUCAGCAUUGGAAAUUCUGUGUCACGUCGCGCGCUUCACCAUGCUUCUAAUUGACCUAGUUGAGCAGCUCAAAGGUCAUGCAGUGCUUCAAGAGAUCUCCCUCAGUGCCCUUAUGACAUUCGCACGACUUACAUCUCAUCUUAAGCACGAUGUUCUCCAGCCACAAAGCAUCUGUCAAAGUGACCCUGAACACGCACCUGAUAAGCUUCCCGCCAGCAUCUCUAGUUUCCUCAGUGAUGCACUGCGAAUUCCUGAACAACACAUCCAUGACUACUGGAGUCUUCUCAAGGACUAUAUCUGGAACAUGCCUACUACAGCACUUUCUAGCGAGGACUAUACACUAUUCAAAGAGCAUGGAUGGGUUUAUGGCAUUAGUAAUAUGGUGCCUGACCAGAAUCUUGCAGCAGCGCUGACUCUAUACCCGCCUAAUAUUGUAUGCACCAACCCUGACUGUGCAAAUAUUGUUCCCUUGAAGAAAGAGGAGCAAUGCAAAGCGGUCAUUUAUACUUUAUCAAAUGGUGUCCAACCCACAUGGAAUGUACAUGUAUAUUGUCUGAUGUGCCAAACAAAUUAUCACAACAAUUUCAGUGUCCAGGAUGGUGUCCGAACCUACUACAUGGUACGUGGAAGUGAAGGUAGUGAGAAUGUGGAUUGCGCAAAUGCUUCUCGGAUGUACUCAAGGUUUUCGGCUACCAACACUGCUCGGCUUUAUGAUCUGGCCCUGUCAGAGAAUCUCACGUACCUUGAUGGAUGGUCACUUGGCGGCCAGCUUACAACAAAGCACAUAUGGGAUGGUUUUAGUUUAGUGUCUUUGCUUGACGACCAUCAAACACAAGGAACACUCCUUCGUGUACCUCACACAGGCUCUCAGAGUGACCGCUUCAAGACUGCAAUGGAGGAAAGAAAUAAGUGGAUUAUUAUGGAAGGGCAGCCUGAUGCUGUUCAUCAUACCUGCAAAAAAUGCAUGCGCAUUUACAAAAUGGAGGAUGGGGAAUUCAGGUUAACAGAAUUAAUCAAUCAACAGGGAAAGUUCAGGCCAUUGUUGCGGAUGGCAUCAGUAUUGGCCGCCCCUGCUGUGGAAUCUUUCGAUGCACUGAGCCACUUCAAAACAACCAACACCGAUUUUGUGCCACACAUUUCGGCCGUCAUAAUAUUUGCACUAUUGAUGGCUAAAUUGAGGACGUGCGCAGACCCUAUUCACCAAGAGAUCGAGAGAAAGAAGAAGGCGCACGGAAAUGCUGCAUUUGUUCUGAAGGACCGUUGGAAAAAUGCCCAAGUGCUUUAUGGUGAAGAAACUCCAGUUGCUGUGAAUGGGGAGCAUGUAGAUGUUGAGGAUGAAGUUGAAUGGUUUGAGGUAAAUGGCAUGGCGGUUGAAAUCUUUAAUGAGCAGAACCCUGGAUCGGUCGGCGUCAUUGAGGAUCUUGAUCCUUGCUCAAAAAAAUCAUUGGACGGCAACCGCAAACUCAAAACGCAGCUCUCGAGAAGGAGAACACACAAUGAAGAGACCCUUGUGCGACCCUGUGGCAUAAUAUUUGCACGCGCAACCAUGUUUGGAGCAGAAGCCGUGUCCAAUUUUCUGAUAAUGCUCAAGAACGCAUUUUCCAUCCCAGGAGCAAGCAAGCCUGAACACGUAUUUUACGAUACAAAUUGUGAUGCGAAACAACAGGCGGACGCAUCAGGUGAUCCAUGGUUUCAAGACAUGGGCAUGUGCGUCGACGUCUGGCAUUUCCUGAACAAACACAAGGUGACGCAUGAGUUCUGCCAACUAAAUUGCAACCCAGCGAUGUACCCUGAGCUACAGGAUGAUGACGGGAACUGGUUUUUCAACACGUCGGUUGCAGAGCAGACCAACGCAUGGCUUGGCGGAUACAGCUCAAUCAUCAGAGAGAUGCUCCCUGACAAGUAUGAUUUUUUCCUUGACGAAAUGAUCAGGCUCCAUAAUGCCGAAGUGCUCCAGAAGUUGGAGAAGGAGGGACACUGCCCUCAGUCCAAGACAAGUGGAAAGGCGGCCUUCCAUCAGCAAUUGCCAGGCCAUUUUGAAGUUGACUUAUGUGAGGAUGUUGAGAUGGGGGAAGGAAUUGAGGAGGGGGAUGAUGGUACUGGUGGAGAGGAGGGGCUUGUGAGAGCAAAGGAUGAUGAUGAUGAGGGUCCUUGGGAUAUGGAGGAUGUCCAGAGGGAUGAGGGGGAUGUGGAUGACGUUAUGGGAGAAUCAGGAAUUGUGAUGACAGGAAUCAUGAGGGGAGUGAGUGUUCUUCCUUGUGACGGUAGCGAGUUCCUUGUCGAAGUCCAAACACUUGACAUUUCGGCAACAAAAGAGGAGGUGGGUGUCGGUAGAUACGGAGUGUGGCCAGAUGGCAUCCACUUGGACCCAGUGACGACUGGGGAUGUUGUAGACGUCAAGCACUUCGGUUCCAAGCUUCUCCAGGGUCUUUGGGCAUUGUGCUAA
Molecule: messenger RNA, 2937 nt
Organism: Laccaria bicolor S238N-H82
Lineage: Eukaryota; Fungi; Basidiomycota; Agaricomycetes; Agaricales; Hydnangiaceae
Exons: 15
Coding region: 1-2937 (978 amino acids)
Source: RefSeq, a predicted model, not a curated record